Molecule: messenger RNA, 4507 nt
Organism: Xiphophorus maculatus (southern platyfish)
Lineage: Eukaryota; Metazoa; Chordata; Actinopteri; Cyprinodontiformes; Poeciliidae
Gene: fig4a
Product: FIG4 phosphoinositide 5-phosphatase
Exons: 23
Coding region: 387-3116 (909 amino acids)
Biological process (GO): phosphatidylinositol dephosphorylation
Cellular component (GO): intracellular membrane-bounded organelle
Molecular function (GO): phosphatidylinositol-3,5-bisphosphate 5-phosphatase activity
Source: RefSeq, a predicted model, not a curated record
GACAUAUGACUGUCACAUGACUACAACGAAUUAAUUUAGCAUUUUUCUGGUUUCUGACCGCUAAGGUUUACAUAGAUAUAUAUGUUAAAAGUCCUUGCUAAAACAUUUAAAACUGUAGUUUUAGCGUAAGUGCAAAUAAGACUAAUUCUCAAUGGAAGCGAUUGUUGUUUUUUGCAGCAAGCUAGCUAACUCAUUGAGGAGUUAUGUUAGCUAGUUUGGCAGAUUCAAUCAGAUUGCCUAUAAGACAACGAUCUGAAUUAGUUUCUUAAUCAGUGUUUUGUUUUAGGCGUAUUUUGUAUGGUUUUGGACUUAUAUGUUUAUUUUCGCUUUGCAACUCUUGUAUUAUCUCCUCUGUAGUUUGACUUUUUAAGGUCAUAGGACCAAAAAUGCCUCAAACAGCGGCUGUCAUCAGUGGGAUCCAGAGGACGGUUUUGUACGAAACAAGAGCAAGAUACUUUUUGGUUGGCAGCAACCAUGCACAGACCAAACACAGAGUCCUGAAGAUUGACCGCACCGAACCAAAGGAUCUGGUGAUAAUUGACGAUAAGCAUGUGUAUAGCCAACAAGAAGUGCGGGAGCUACUAGGCCGUCUGGACCUGGGAAACCGCACCAAAAUGGGUCAAAAGGGCUCAUCUGGUUUGUCCAGAGCUGUCUCAGCUUUCGGCAUUGUAGGGUUUGUGCGUUUCCUCGAAGGAUUUUACAUUGUACUCAUCACCAAGCGCAGAAAAAUGGCUGACAUCGGUGGCCACUCCAUUUAUAAAAUAGAGGACACCACCAUGAUCUACAUCCCCAAUGACUCUGUUAGAGUCUCUCAUCCUGAUGAAGCAAGGUACGUGCGAAUCUUUCAGAAUGUGGACCUUUCCAGCAACUUCUACUUCAGCUACAGCUACGACUUGAGCCACUCGUUGCAGUACAACCUGACAUUGCUGCAGAGACCUUACGAACUGUGGUCGGUGGCGCCCCCCUUGAAUAAGGAAGAGGAGCACACACAGGGCAAGCAGGACAGCUUUGACAUCUUUGAGGAUGAAGGUUUGCCUACACAAGUGCUUUAUGGUCUCCAGAACGAUCCGUACUACAAGUACGUGUGGAACGGGAAGCUCCUUGAGCGGGUCAAGGACAUUGUGCAUCCUGACUGGCUCAUGUACAUAAUCCAUGGCUUUUGUGGCCAGUCCAAGCUUCUGAUCUACGGUCGACCGGUUCACAUCACCCUCAUUGCCAGGCGCUCCAGCAAAUUCGCCGGGACCCGCUUCCUGAAAAGAGGUGCCAAUUGCGAGGGGGACGUAGCUAAUGAGGUAGAGACCGAACAGAUCAUCCACGAUGCCUCGGUUAUGUCUUUCACAGCAGGAAGCUACUCCUCGUACGUCCAGGUCCGAGGUUCUGUCCCACUGUACUGGUCUCAGGACAUUUCCACCAUGAUGCCAAAGCCACCCAUAAGAUUGGACCAAGCAGAUCCAUAUGCUAAUAUAGCUGCUCUGCAUUUUGACCAGAUGCUGCAGCGGUUUGGAUCACCUAUCAUCAUCCUCAACCUGGUUAAGAAACGUGAAAAGAGAAAACAUGAAAAGAUUCUCAGUGAAGAACUCUACCCAGCUGUGAUCAACCUCAAUCAGUUCCUCCCUCCAGACCAUCGCAUUGACUACAUUGCCUGGGACAUGGCCCGCUACACCAAAAGCAAAUUAUGCAACGUUUUAGACCGUUUGAGCAUGAUAGCAGAAAAUGUGGUGAAGCGAACAGGUUUCUUCAUCAAUCGCUCUGACUUCUACUGCCACACCCUGAGACCAGAUGACAGGUGGCGAGAUGUAGGUGGAUCUGUUACGUCCACUGGACGACUACAGACUGGUGUGUUGAGAACCAACUGUGUGGAUUGUUUGGACCGAACCAAUACAGCCCAGUUUAUGGUGGGAAAAUGUGCACUGGCUUAUCAACUGUAUGCACUGGGAAUGAUUGAUAAGCCCAAGUUACAGUUUGAUACAGACUGUGUCAGGUUAUUUGAGGAGCUGUAUGAGGACCAUGGAGAUACUUUAUCUCUGCAGUAUGGCGGCUCUCAGCUGGUCCACAGGGUGAAAACCUACCGCAAAAUUGCACCCUGGACUCAGCACUCCAAAGACAUCAUGCAGACGUUGUCACGGUACUACAGCAAUGCUUUCUCAGACGCAGACAGACAAGACGCCAUCAACUUGUUCCUUCAAGUUUACCAGCCGUCAGAGGGUAAGGCACAUCUGUGGGAGCUUCCCACUGACUUUUAUCUUCAUCAGAAGAGCACCAUGGCCCUUCAAAAGAACAGACACAGCUACACAUUUUGGUGGUCAGAGGGAGUCCUGUCCUACCUGCCUGUACCUUAUGAUGAAGUUGCUUGUGAGAACACAAUGAAGACCGUCAAAGUAAAGAGGAUGAACCAGUUUGAUGAAAGUGUUGACAUCUACACAGAGUUCUUCAAACCUUAUGAGCUCACAUCCUUUGAUGACACUUUCUGCAUUGCGAUGACCAACUCUGCAAGGGAAUUUAUGCCAAAAGCCGUGGGAGUGGAUCCAAGUCCAUUCACAGUCCGCAAGCCAGAGGAAACUGGAAAAUCAGUGCUGGGCAAGAGCAGUAAGGAGGAAACCAUUCUCCAAAGGAAGACGGCAGCCAGUGCGCCUCCUCCCCCCAGUGAGGAGGUCAUCUCUAGUACGUCUGAGGACGACUCGGAGGAGGAUCGGGACGAUGAAGGGUCUGUUUCACAGCGCUCUACCCCGAUCAAGCUGCUGACAGAGUCUGGAGAGAGUGGUCGCAUGCAAGAGGAGGUCCAGCUGCAGCAAGCAAUGAAGGAGCCUUAUGGUCGGAUUCUUGCAGAGUGUCCCGCAGAGGAGGAUUUGCUCAUUUACGAAAGGUUUGCACAUCUUGGUGAGAACCAGCACACAGUGGAGAAAACAGAACGCAUAAACUUGGCGAAUAUCAUUUGCUUAGAACCAAUGUCCCACUUCAAGGAUGACAGCAUCUAUGCCGUCUCUCUUCCUCAAGUAGACAGAGGCAGUCACGAAAUGUUUGCGAGCCAUGUAAUGACGGGUCACGGCCAGGUGAGGGCGCUGUGCAGGGAGGAUAUUUUGAUGUACAGGGAGUACGUGAAGAACAGAUACAUGUGAAAGCCAAAUAUCUGAAACUGGAUGAUAAGGACAAAAAUGUUUCAGUUUUUUUUUUUUUUGCUCGUCACUCUGGUAAGUUGUAUGCAUUUCUCCUGACGAUGUACAGAAGACCUUACACAGCUGAAUUUUGACUAAAAAAAAUAAUAAAAUCAAAUAAGCCUUUUGUAUAUUUUCUGUUUUAUAAGUUUUCAACUAUAUUAUUUGUGUAAACCUACCUGUUACAAGGCUACGAUGGUGGUUUUUUAUAUAUAAUCACCAUAUAUAACUUGAUAUAACUUUUAUCAAGUUAUAUAUAACUUGAUAAAAGUUUUAUAUAUAUAUAUAUAUAUAUAUAUAUAUAGUAGUUGCAGAAUUAAAAGCAAAUAUAAGUUGUGCGAAUUGAUGCAAAUAAUUUUAAUCUUAUGUUUUGGAACACAGUGCAAGGAGCUGACAUUGAACUGUUUCUAAAAGAACAUAUUGUUUGGAGUCAGUUUGUCAUUUCUGACUAAUCUUUUGUCUCUUUUUAAAUGUUGUUUUAUUUUGCAUAUAUUUAUCAUUCCAAAAACAUGUCUGCUUAUUUUUGUAAAUAUGAAGUGUUUCUGUAAACAUGAACCAUAAAACUUUCAUAGUUGACAAAAUGGUACACAUUUUAAAUUUUUACUAUUUUGUGUUGAACAUAUGAGAUGUGUUUUAAUAAAUUUAACACCUAUUUAUCAAACCUAUGUGAAGGACUUCAUUGUGAAACUGUUGUUUUUGAGGUGCACAUGCAAAACAUUAAUGCACAAAAACUGACCUUAAACAUUCUUAUUCACGCACAAAUGUGCACUUUGCUAUUUUGACCAGUACUGUUUAAAACCGUCAUGUAACAUUAGAUAAAAUCUAUAUUAUUUUAAUUCAGCAGACUGUCUUCUUGAGAUUGUCCAAAUGCAAUGAUAGUAAACAUGUUAAACAUGUUAAAUGUCUACCGAAAAUGUAAACACACAGGUUUGCUACAAUAACAUUUCUGUUUAGCCUUCCAGAUGAAGAUGAAUGCCUUUUGAUAAAGUUCAGCUUUUAACAGCUAAUGGAAAAAUUAAGACUCAUUCUCUAACCAUGUGCAGAAUACCCCAGGGUUCUGUCUCUGGGCCUCUUCUCUUUAAUCUCCAUAACCUCCCCCUAGCUCAGACUAUAGCAAAUGGUAAUAUUAAUUACCAUAACUAUGUUGAUCAGAGAUGUCACACUCAAUUUCAGUAUUUGUCCCAUCGAGAUCAUGAAUGUCCUCAAAGGGUUGGUUGUGACGGGAUGUGAUUGAUUUGAUUGAUAAACUGAUAUUUAAGAACACAACUGUUUGUUUAUUUUCUUUCCGUUCAUGUAAGGAACUUUGCAUUGCUUUUCUGAAAAUGCUCAAUAUAAAUAAAAUUGUCUUAAAUUCC